UGGCAGUUCAAGGUUGGAUGACGGAAGUUUAGCGGCUGUGUUUAGGCAGCAGUCGAAUCGCGCGCGUGGGUUCGUAAAAAAGGAAACAGACUUAGAAGCAGAUGAAUAGCUUGGUUCGAUAAAGCAGUUAGAGCAAUUCUUCCUUCAUUAUUUUUUCAGUUGGAAAUCAAUGCUGCCACUUCUAUCUUGUCUUUGUUCCGGAGACUAAUUUCGUGUUUUGUUAACGAUUGUGAUGUAGCGUUUUGAUUAAGGUGAAAACGAAAAAAUUUCUUUUUCGAAAUACAUUAUUUUUGCACUUUAAAAUUAUGUACUGAAAAGGAUGAAUUCUUCUAGAGAAGCAGAAAGCGAUAAAAAUUCAUAUGAAAAGAAAUAGACAUCAUUAAUUGUAUUCUAUGCACUUUUUACCGAACAAUGAGACCAACCCUGUUAUUAAGAUCUAUUUGGUUGAUGGCUCUGUUUACUUGUACCACACUGGAUCAGCCUUUAGAAGAAGUGAAAGAAUCUGACAGCGAAUCAGAUUCUUCAGUUAUAGACUGGGAUUCUUAUAGCUUCAAAGAUGAACAAGCUAAUUUAAGAAAUAGUACUACAAAUAAAUGGAACCAUUCCAGAAUGCUGAUGAAGACAUCAACAACCUUAAAGUUUCCUGAAUGGUGGUUUUUUACUACAAGGAGACCAAUAAUAUCUUACAAAGAUUAUCCUGGGAAACCUGGAGUCGCCACAUGGAAGGAAAUAUCCCCCACUGAGAACCGAAGCAGCAGAAAAUUGAAAAAUCCGACAGCAGAGCAAGUUUCAAGCUGCGCUUUGUGCCCUUCAUCAGAUCUUCGACAUUUCAUGGUGUAUGCCAUAGUAGGAACACUGAUUGGUCUAUACCACGUUCGCUAAUAGUUCUUCAUCAUUUUCUGGAAUACUUGGAUUUUUACAUUCUGUGGAUUGUGUUUGGAAACUUUUAUUCCGAUAAUUUGCUAUACAUUUGAGAUUCUGCAAUAAAAAUGUUUGUAAAUAGUUUAGAUAACUAUCGAAUUUUGUGGUAUUUUUAUUUCAAAUAUAUAGUUGUUUUUUUUCUGAAGAAACUGUAAAAUCGGCAUGCCUUUAAAGAUAAUAAAGAUUUAAUUAAUGUAUUUAAUCAUACAUCUGAGAAAUAAGACAAGGAAUAGAUUUAUGGAAGUUAUUAUAAAUCUUGAAAAGUACAUUUCUGCAUUUCUAAGUUCUAAAUAAUAAAAUAAAAUUUAAAAAAAUAAAUUAACAGAAGAAACACUAAAAACAAUAUCUGAUAAUUAAAUAUAUAUUUAAAUAACGUUGCAAAUAUUUUUAUAGCUGCAUCGUCAUUUCUUAUAAAGUCAUUGUUAAAUAAUAGCAUUUUUAUGCUUUUCUUUAUGUUAGAUUUUGAAGUCUAUCACUUACUGAAACACAAAUCGUUGAAGAUGUCGAACUUUAUGAUUUUGUAACUGGCAGAUUUUCUGCUGGCAUUAUUAUACACAUAUGAAGUUGAAUUCAAUUUGCAUAUUUAUUCCUCAGAUUGGUUGAAUAAAGGAUGAAAUAUUUUUAACGUUUCUAUAAAUCUAUUAUUAAAAUUAGGAAAUUUUUCACUUACUUUAUUGUUAAGUAUUUUUCAUACAAUUUAUUUAAUAUAAUACAUUUCAGAAAGAAGAUCAGGGAUUCAAUUAAGAGAGUUAUAACGAAGUGAACUGUUAUUAUGUUGGCUUAAAAUAUGGUAACUUAUCCAUAUGUUACGCCUCGUCCUUUGGUUGAAUGUGUUAAUAUUCAUUUGUUUUCAACUGUUUUGAGAAUUAUUUUACGAUCACUAACUUUCUAGUGGCAUUUGUUGAUUUUAUUUCCCUAGUUUUAGUAAAUUCUUGUAAUAUAUAACAAUAUAUUAAUCUUAUUAUUUGUGUGCAGGUGUGUAUAUUUUUCUUUUUUUAUAAAUCAUAUUAUAAAUUAUUUUUGUUUUGAUGCUGAAAAUUUUAGACUUUAGAGCAUGCUUAGUUUUAAAUGGCUUUAGUAAAUGCUUUUCUGAAAUAUAGAAACUUAUUCGUAUACUUAACCAGGUCCUUUGUUUCUGUGUGUAUUUAAUACAAGAAAUUACGGCAACAAAUAGAAUCAGUUUCAAAGUAAAUAUCUAUCUUUAAGCCAGCCUCUAAUCUUAUGUCAGCAGCAUGAAGACAGAGACUGGCAUAAUGUAGUUAUAUAGAAAAAAACAAUUUAAAUUUUAACAAUAAUUAACAAUUUUAAUUUAAUAACAAUUUUAAAAAUAGCUUUUCUCACUCAAUGGCGUGUCUAGUUUUUUUUAUGAUGGUUGAUUUAAGAGAACAACGUGUAGCUGUGAAAUUAUGUUUCAUGCUCGGGAAAAAUGCCAGAGAAACCUUCGAGAUGUUGAAUUCAACUUACAAGGACAGCGCUGUUGAAAGAAAUUGAAAUGUAUGAAAAGUUUUCUCAUUUUAUACAAGGCGAAAUGCCAAUCGGUAUCAAACCUCGUUCUGAACAUCCUUUAAUUUUCUGAACACCCCGCCCCCGGAGGGGGCACUUCGAAAUGAGGAUGAGAUGCUUCCGGAAUGAUGGCUGGAUCUCGUCACCCUAGGGUGUACACAAAAAGGUGGGGGUCUGGCUCCUCUCAACGAUGACGGGACGUUCUUCCUUAGGGAAAGGUUGUACCGUGAUCGGUGAUGCCCCUUAGGACUCAACCACAGUUCCAGCCAGUGUUGCUGUUGCGGCAGUCCAGUCAUCAGUAUUUAUUAUCCAUGUGCCUUUUGGCGUGUCCGAGAGUCAGUGACAUGACUUUAAUUUUCUGAACUGUCGAAAAUGUCAAAACAAUUCGUGCAGGUGAUAUUGAAAACCGAAAACGGAUCAUUGAAAAGACGGGGAAGUUAUCUGAUCUAAUUUGGAACGCAGUUCAUCGAAUUUUAGCAAAAGAUUUGGGAAGUGAAAGGUCGCGCAAAAAUUGUGCUUCGGAUUCUAAAUGACCAGCAAAAAGAUCGUCGAGUGGUAACAUGCCGUGUUUUGAAAGAACAGUUCGGAAGGGUCCCAUCUUCUUUUUUUCCGCUCAGAAGCCGCACAGUGUUCUACUAAUUCUGAAAUAAUAGAAAAUAAGAAGUGAGCGAAACUGUUCUUGUGAAAAAAUUCACUGCAACCAGACAGAGCCAUCCUAGGUGACGCCUUUUGUUUGAGAGCACUCGAGAAAACUAGCUCUGCACUCUCUCGCUAAAAAAAAAUGUGUACUAUAUAUUUACAUCUGAGUUUAAAUGUUAGUGCCAUGAAAAACUUUUUUUAACCUCUUCUCUGUAUUUGCUCUUAAUGUGACUUAUCUUAUCUGACUAAUUUAUCAAAAACAUUUGAGAUAUGUUUCUCCUAGAUAGUUUCUAUGUUUGUUUUUUUUAUAUCUGAUGAUUCUUUUUAGCUGAAAACGUGGAAGGGUACAUACACUAUUAAUGUUUUUCUGCUUUUGAAUGAAAUUAUGUUAGCCAUUUUUAUUAUUAUGUUGUAUUUAGCCUAUAAAAUAUUUUGUGCAUUUUUAAUUGAUUUUUCAUGAUACUUAUGUACAGUAGAACAAUGUUUUCUGUUUUUACGUAUUAGCAAUAAUUAGUCAUAUUUAAUAUUAGAUAACAUCAGAAUCAUCAUAUUUGUAAUACUUUAGCUUGCAGAAUUUUUAUAUUUGAGUGACGUUGCAUUGUUAGAAAAUGAAUACUGCGAUUUUAUCAUGUAUUUUCUUCUAUAUUUAUUAACAGCUGCUUUCAUUAAGCUUGUAAUAUCUGAUUUUUAAUUUGUAUUUUAGUCUCUAUUCAUAAUAAAAAUAAUAGACUUUCUUA
Messenger RNA from Argiope bruennichi, 3800 nucleotides. RefSeq lists its product as uncharacterized. The record is from RefSeq and is a predicted model, not a curated record. The transcript is spliced from 3 exons. Lineage: Eukaryota; Metazoa; Arthropoda; Arachnida; Araneae; Araneidae. Bases 412 to 882 code for a protein of 156 amino acids.